Pipistrellus nathusii (Nathusius's pipistrelle) is the source of this 426-nucleotide messenger RNA. The record is from the annotation of a GenBank genome assembly. NCBI's taxonomy places the organism in Eukaryota, Metazoa, Chordata, Mammalia, Chiroptera, Vespertilionidae.
AUGCCCCUGAUGGUGGACGAGGCCAUGCGGCUGCUGUGCUCCCUCUCGGAGGCCAGGAAGAUGAAGGCAGCCGUCAAGCACGCAGGGCGGGGCGCCCUGCUCACUGGCGCCGUGGCCUUUGUCGGGGGCCUGGUCGGGGGCCCGCCAGGCCUGGCCGUCGGGGGCGCCGUCGGGGGGCUCCUCGGGGCCUGGAUGACCAGCGGGCAGUUUAAGCCGGUCCCCCAGAUCCUCAUGGAGCUGCCGCCGGCCGAGCAGGAGAAGCUGCUCAGCCAGGUCACGGCCAUCGUCAGGCACCUGGAGUGGACGGACGCCGUGCAGCUCACCAUGCUGGUCAUGGGCAGCCAGGCGCUGCAGGAGCAGCUGCUGGCGCUGCUCGUGGGCUACAUCACCAAGGAGCUGCAGGCCGAGGUGCAGUACGGAGACUAG